This is a messenger RNA of Exophiala spinifera, 1344 nucleotides long. RefSeq lists its product as uncharacterized. The record is from RefSeq and is a predicted model, not a curated record. NCBI's taxonomy places the organism in Eukaryota, Fungi, Ascomycota, Eurotiomycetes, Chaetothyriales, Herpotrichiellaceae. Gene Ontology annotation, molecular function: molybdate ion transmembrane transporter activity. The coding region runs from base 1 to 1344 and encodes 447 amino acids. The transcript has a single exon. Gene Ontology annotation, biological process: molybdate ion transport.
AUGAGCCGUCGAACAAGCAUGCGGCAGCUUACCAGUCAUAACCUAUCUACCUUUCGCCGGCAACCGUUCGCGGAAAUUUCAGGAUCGUUGGGCGACCUGGGAACUUUCCUUCCCAUUGUUAUUGCCCUUACCGGAGGGCACCAGAUAUCUUUGACUACGACAUUGAUAUUCACCGGGGUAUACAACAUCUUGACGGGGUUUCUCUUUGGAAUUCCCUUGCCCGUCCAACCGAUGAAAGCUAUUGCAGCGGUUGCCAUCCUUAACAACCUCACGGCAGGACAGACGGCUGCAGCGGGCAUUUUUGUCUCCUCCUGUAUUCUUCUUUUCAGCAUCACUGGACUGCUUUCCUGGUUCACCCGCGUUAUUCCCAUUCCCGUGGUCAAAGGUAUUCAAGUUGGAGCUGGCCUGAGUCUGAUCAUAAGUGCGGGAUCCAAAACGCUGUCUUCUCUAUCUUGGACUGGACCAUCAUGGGCGGACAAUUACAUCUGGAUGAUUGUGGCAUUUCUGGUGCUAUUUGCCAUCAGUCUACGACCUCGGACACCAUACGCCUUGAUCUUGUUUAUCCUCGGCAUCAUUUUCGCAAUCAUUCGCGUCAGUGCUAAUCCGCAUCACCAUCUACCUGGAUUUCGGCUGUGGCAUCCAUAUGUGCAAAGCCCUUCAACGUCGGAAUGGAAGACUGGUAUACUUGAUGCUGGCGUGGGGCAGCUACCGUUGACGACAUUGAACUCGAUUAUCGCUGUCACACACCUCGCCGCGGAUUUGCUGCCAGAUGUGCAGACACCUUCUGUAACCUCUGUGGGGCUCAGCGUCGCUGCUAUGAAUUUGUUCGGGUGCUGGUUCGGCGCAAUGCCCGUCUGUCACGGUUCUGGAGGCCUUGCUGCCCAGUACCGAUUCGGUGCAAGGUCUGGAGCGAGCAUAAUAUUCCUUGGUCUGCUCAAGCUACUCGUUGGGAUUCUGUUUGGCGAGAGCCUCGCAGACCUGCUGCGCAAAUUCCCAUUGGCAUUGCUGUCAGUCAUGAUCAUUGCCGCUGGCUUAGAGCUAGCAAGCGUAGGUGAAAGCCUCAACACACCGCGAGCAAGAGAUCUUUACAAGGAAAGAGCUCGUUCCACAUCUUCACCCGAUCUCACAGAUGAAGAAAGGAGGAACAGGUGGACGGUGAUGCUCGUGACUGCAGGGUUACUUAUUGCAUUCAAAAACGAUGCAAUUGGCUUCAUUGCUGGCAUGUGCUGUCAUUGGAGCUACCAUUUCCCAUCAUAUAUUGCUAGCAUGCGUCGUGACAGGACAUUGUCGAGGGAGAACAAUUCCGCGACACACGACGAGAAUCAGGCUCUGCUACCACGAUAG